Molecule: messenger RNA, 2949 nt
Organism: Magnolia sinica
Lineage: Eukaryota; Viridiplantae; Streptophyta; Magnoliopsida; Magnoliales; Magnoliaceae
Product: arginine decarboxylase
Exons: 1
Coding region: 538-2670 (710 amino acids)
Biological process (GO): L-arginine catabolic process; spermidine biosynthetic process
Molecular function (GO): arginine decarboxylase activity
Source: RefSeq, a predicted model, not a curated record
AAGAUAUUAUAGAAAAUAGGGAUUUUUUUUUCCUAUAUAAAUCACCUUCGCCUUUCAUGCAAUUCUCGCCCGCUUUGCUUUCUUUCCAGCCUUUCCUUCUAUUGCCGUUAGGUAUCCGUUAGCUCUUAUUCUUUGAUUUUUCCGUUUUAGGGUUUGUUGCUUCCCCUCUUCCUUCCUUUCCUUUCUAGAUCGAUCUCACCGCUCCACCGCUCCAUCCAGCCUCUCGUUUCCGGAUUCGCCGGCAAUCAAAAGCCCUCCCACCCCGUUUUGUUCCGUCCAUUACGGACCUUCUUCUCCUUCAGCCAUCUAACCGAAGACGUCUCCUGACUGUCAGGCGUGGGGAUUUCUGAGAUCCACAAAGGCGAACUAGGGUUUCUUUCCCCUUUCCAAGUUCUUCUCUGCUUCUUUUGGGGGGGUAGCCGGGGCUCCGGCCUCGGCGGCUUUUAAAGCCCCCUUUCUCACAAACACGGGAUCUUGAAACCCUAGAUUUUUUCUCCUUCUCUUCCUCUCCUUCUCCUCUUUCAGAUCUGGGAAGAGAUGCCUGCCCUGGCGAGUUUCGUAGAUGCUGCCGCAUUCCCUCCUGGCUACCCCGCUCUCGCCGGGGAUUGCUCUCUUUCCCAGCAGCUGCCGGAGACAUUCUCCGGCGCCGCUCCGACCGCCGUCCCCGCCUCCGAUUGGUCCACCUCCCUCUCCGCCUCCAUCUACAAGAUCGACGGCUGGGGCGCUCCCUACUUCUCCGUCAACUCCUCCGGCAACAUCUCCGUCCGUCCCUUCGGGGCCGCGACGCUCCCUCACCAGGAGAUCGAUCUCAUGAAGGUUGUCCGGAAGGUGUUUGAUUCAAAGCCCUCCGGCGGGCUCGGGAUCCCGCUCCCGCUCAUCAUCCGCUUUCCUGAUGUCCUCAGGCACCGGCUCGAAUCCCUGCAGUCGGCGUUUGAAUCUGCGAUCCGAUCGCAGGGUUAUGAGUCUCAUUACCAGGGCGUCUAUCCGGUGAAAUGCAAUCAAGAUCGAUUCAUCGUCGAAGACAUUGUGCGGUUCGGAUCGCCUUUCGGGUUUGGCCUUGAGGCCGGAUCAAAGCCUGAGCUCCUGCUCGCCAUGAGCUGCCUCUGUAAGGGCAGCCCCGAUGCUUUUCUGAUCUGUAACGGAUACAAGGAUUCGGAGUAUGUUUGGCUCGCUUUGAUGGCGCGAAAGAUCAAUCUCAAUACGGUUAUUGUUCUUGAGCAGGAAGAAGAGCUUGAUCUUGUGAUUGAUAUCAGCCAUCGGAUUGGCGUCCGCCCCAUCAUUGGUCUGCGUGCGAAGCUCCGGACCAAGCAUUCUGGCCAUUUCGGAUCAACUUCUGGCGAGAAAGGAAAGUUUGGAUUGACGACUGUUCAGAUUCUGAGCGUUGUUAAGAAGCUUGAGAAGCUUCAGAUGCUGGAUUGUCUCCAGCUCCUGCAUUUCCACAUUGGAUCUCAGAUUCCGACUACUGCUCUUCUUGCCGACGGCGUUGGCGAGGCCGCACAGAUCUACUGUGAACUUGAGCGGCUCGGUGCCGGGAUGCGCGUCAUUGACAUUGGCGGCGGACUCGGGAUUGACUACGAUGGCUCGCGAUCAGGAUCCUCUGAUAUGUCGGUUGGGUAUGGGCUCGAGGAGUAUGCGGCUGCCGUUGUGCAGGCGGUCCGGUAUAUGUGCGACCGGAAGUUCGUUAAACACCCGGUGAUAUGCAGUGAGAGCGGUAGGGCACUGGUGUCGCACCAUUCGAUCCUCGUCUUCGAGGCGGUCUCUUCAACUCUGCCGGUGUCUCCACCGCCCGGUCUUGAUCUUGCUUAUUUCGUCGAACAGCUGGCAGACGACGCCCGUGCGGACUACCGGAACCUAAGAGCUGCGGCACUCCGUAGCGAAUACGAUACGUGUCUGAUCUAUGCUGAGCAGCUUAAGCACCGCUGCGUUGAUCAGUUCAAAGAAGGGUCGCUGGGCCUAGAGCACCUCGCAGCCGUUGAUGGCCUCUGUGAAUGUGUGUCGAAGGUGAUCGGGAUGUCUGAUCCGGUCCGUACCUAUCACGUGAACCUUUCGCUCUUCACGUCGAUCCCGGAUUUUUGGGCGAUUGGGCAGCUCUUCCCGAUCGUCCCGAUCCACCGCCUGGACGAGCGUCCUGGUGUGAAGGGUGUUCUAUCGGAUCUAACAUGCGACAGUGAUGGGAAGAUCGAUAAGUUCAUUGGUGGGGAAUCAAGCCUGCCGCUUCAUGAGUUGGAUGGAGUGGCCGGGAAUGGUGGUGGUGGCGGCGGCGGCAAUGGCGGGGGCUAUUAUCUGGGGAUGUUCCUGGGCGGGGCUUACCAGGAGGCGCUCGGGGGCCUGCACAAUCUCUUCGGUGGGCCGAGCGUGGUGCGCGUUUCGCAGAGCGAUGGCCCGCAGAGCUUUGCGGUAACGCGGGCGGUGCCAGGGCUGGCCUGUGCGGACGUCCUCCGUGUGAUGCAGCAUGAGCCCGAGCUCAUGUUCGAGACUCUCAAGUGCCGGGCAGAUGCGUACGGUGGUGGCGGUGUUGAAGGUAUGGAGGCCAUGGUGGCCGGGCUGGCCCGCGCCUUCCAUUCAAUGCCGUACCUGGCCAGUUCCAUGGUCGAGAAAACUGGUUAUUGGAUGAAUGGUCAGGAUGAAUCUGCUGGUGGUGGGGAAGAAUGGACGUACUGCUGCGCUUGAGAUGAUGAUGGUGUUUGUUGCAUCCCCAGUUCCAGAAAGCCUCUGCUGCUGUUGUUUGCUUCUUUUUUUUUUUUUCUGAAAGUAGGAGAAGAGAAGGAGAAGAAGGUUGUGUUUGCUUAGGAGUAUGAUAUCUUUGUUUUCGUAUUUUUAAUUUCAAUUUUAGGGCUUUUAUUUUAAUUUUUCUUUUAUGAUGUACUAAGGGAAGAAGUUAUAGCCUCUUUGAAGAAAUUAGGGAACUGGGGCCGUAAAUUCAAGAAUCUUAUUCUGUCUUUUUCUUUA